AUGAGGUCAGAGGCCUUGUUACUCUACUUCACGCUACUGCAAAUAGCCGGGGCGGGCUUCCCCGAAGACAGCGAGCCCAUUAGCAUCUCACACGGCAACUACACAAAGCAGUAUCCAGCAUUUGUAGGCCACAAACCUGGCAGGAACAACACACAGCGGCACAGACUGGACAUCCAGCUCAUCAUGAUCAUGAACAGGACGAUAUACAUCGCUGCCAGGGAUCACAUAUACACGGUGGAGACAGACACUGCCAACGGUGACGAGAUCUUUUUCAGUAAGAAAAUGACAUGGAAGUCCAGACAGGCAGACGUGGACACUUGCAGAAUGAAAGGGAAACACAAGGAUGAGUGUCACAAUUUCAUCAAAGUUCUCCUGCAGCAAAAUGAAGACACUUUGUUUGUUUGUGGAACAAAUGCUUUCAACCCCUCCUGCCGAACGUACAAGUUGGACACCUUGGAGGCCCUGGGAGAGGAGAUCAGUGGGAUGGCUCGCUGUCCAUAUGACGCCAAGCAUGCCAACGUUGCCCUCUUCGCUGGUGGCAAGCUGUACUCGGCCACCGUGACAGACUUCCUGGCGAUCGACGCGGUCAUCUAUCGCAGCCUGGGAGACAGCCCGACUCUGCGAACUGUCAAACACGACUCCAAGUGGCUGAAAGAGCCUUACUUUAUCCAGGCAGUCGAUUAUGGGGACUUCAUCUACUUCUUCUAUCGGGAAAUUGCAAUGGAGUACAACACAAUGGGAAAGGUGGUGUUUCCUCGAGUGGCCAGGGUCUGUAAGAACGACAGGGGGGGCUCACCUCGGGUCCUGGAGAAGCAGUGGACCUCUUUCAUGAAGUCUCGGAUGAACUGCUCCAUACCUGGCGACUCCCACUUCUACUUCAACAUCCUGCAGGCUGUGACCGACGUCAUCCACAUCAACGGGAGGGACGUGGUGAUGGCAACCUUCUCCACACCGUACAACAGCAUUCCAGGCUCGGCGGUGUGCGCCUACGACAUGGAGGAGGUGGCCAACACGUUCACCGGGCGCUUCAAAGAGCAGAAAUCCUCCGAUUCUACCUGGACGCCUUUUCCUGAGGAUAAGGUUCCCAAGCCAAGACCUGGCAACUGCGCCGGCUCUCCAUCCAUGGAGAGGUACAAAGUAUCCAACGAGUUCCCCGACGACACACUCAACUUCAUCAAGAUGCAUCCGCUGAUGGACGAGGCCGUGCCCUCCAUCGCUAAUAGGCCCUGGUUCCUCAAGACCAUGGUCCGGUAUCGUCUGACGCGUAUUGUCGUGGACGGUGAGGCGGGUCCCCACAAGAACAACACGGUGGUCUUCCUGGGAUCUGAGAAAGGCAUCAUCCUCAAGUUCCUGGCCAAGGUGAACGAUGGCUUUCUCAACGAUAGCCUGUUCCUGGAGGAGCUCAACGUCUACAACCCUGACAAGUGCAGUAUAGACGGUGUGGACGACAAGCGGAUUAUCGGCAUGCUGAUAGACAGCAAGAGUCAUUCUCUGUGGGUUGCGUUCUCCUCCUGUGUGGUUAAAGUGCCACUGUCUCGCUGUGAAAGACAUGGAAGAUGCAAGAAGUCCUGUAUAGCCUCCAGGGACCCGUACUGUGGUUGGGUGUCAGAGGGAGCCUGCAGACAGGUGGUUGGCAACAUAAAAUCAGCCUUUGAGCAGGACGUGGAACAUGGUAACACAGAUGGCCUGGGAGACUGCCAAAAUACCUUUGUGGCUCUCAACGGCCACCAUCACCACCAUCACCACAUCCUCACACUCCCCACCUCGGCCCUACCUGAGGCCGCCGAGGGCCCCCUGGGGCGGGGCCGCAUGGUGGAGCGGAAGGACCCCCCCAUGAGCUCAGACAAAGGGGAGGACCCCUACAUGGCCGUGCCCUCUCAGACCCAGCCUGAAGCCAAUGGUGUGAUCCGUGAGAGCUACCAGAAAGGUCGUGACCAGCUGGUUCCCGUGACCUUGUUGGCCAUCGCUGUCAUCCUAGCCUUUGCCAUGGGCGCCAUCUUCUCUGGCAUCAUUGUCUACUGUGUCUGCGACCACAGGCGGCGGGACAUCGACCUAACAGGCCGCAAAGAAAAGGACAGCCACCACCUCCACUCCCGCCGGGGAUCAAUGAACAGCGUGACUAAGCUGACGGGCCUGUUUGAGACCCAGGCCAAAGAUGGGCGCCCUGAAGCGAUCCUCACCCCUUUGAUGCACAACGGGAGAAUGACACCAAAUGGGAAGAUGCUGAUAAAAGCGGACCAGCACCACCUGGACCUCACUGCUCUGCCAACGCCCGAGUCCACCCCCAUGCAGCCACGUCGCAAGCCCAGUCGUGGAAGCCGUGAGUGGGAGAGAAACCAGAACCUCAUUAACGCCUGCACCAAGGACAUGCCACACAUGGGCUCCCCGGUCAUAUCUACAGACCUGCCUCUGAGGGCGUCACCGGGUCACAUCCCCAGCGUGGUGGUGCUGCCGCUGCCACAGCAUCAGCACCAGCUCCAGCCUCAUCUGCAGCCACACCAGCACUCCUACCAGCACGAGUAUGUGGAGCAGCCACACCACAGUGACAUGAGCAUGGGCCACAUGGACGACGGGGGGGCCACCCUGGAGUACAAGACAGUGAAGAGCCCAUGUCACAACCUGAACAUGGUGGAUCCAGAUGGGAUGCUGCCGCCCCGCGUGCCCCAAAGAGAGGCUUCGCUCACCAUCCCCCCCGCCGUCCCACAGAUGGGCAAACGUCUGGAGGUGCACUCGUCAGUCUACGGUCUCCGGAAAGGAUCAGCGUCCGCUGCUUCCGGGUCCUCCGCCCUCAAGAAGCACAACACCAACUCCUCUAACUCCUCCCAUUUGGCGAGACAUCACAGCUUCAACCGUGUGGAGUCGCCGCCGCCUGCACCUCAGAGGGUGGACUCCAUACAAAUGACAGCACAUGGAAUAUCUCUGUCACGGCAGCCUGGAAUGAGCUCCUAUGGUUCACUGCCUCGAACGGGCAUCAAGUAUCUCAAGCCUGACGUCCCUCCCAAACCCUCGGUAGUCUCCCUCUCAACAAAAGUCAAGUCCAGUGACUCCUGCACAUAGUCAGCUUCUCCGCCAGUCAGUCCGAUGGGAACAAACAGUAGAUAAAAGGUUUUUCUGAGAGAGAAAAAAACAGGGAAUACUGUACAACUUGCAUCUCCUUUUAGUGUUUUA
This is a messenger RNA of Limanda limanda (common dab), 3168 nucleotides long. RefSeq names its product sema domain, transmembrane domain (TM), and cytoplasmic domain, (semaphorin) 6A (gene sema6a). Gene Ontology annotation, molecular function: semaphorin receptor binding; chemorepellent activity. Bases 1 to 3057 code for a protein of 1018 amino acids. The record is from RefSeq and is a predicted model, not a curated record. Lineage: Eukaryota; Metazoa; Chordata; Actinopteri; Pleuronectiformes; Pleuronectidae. The transcript is spliced from 18 exons. Gene Ontology annotation, biological process: positive regulation of neuron migration; semaphorin-plexin signaling pathway; neural crest cell migration.